Molecule: messenger RNA, 535 nt
Organism: Malus domestica (apple)
Lineage: Eukaryota; Viridiplantae; Streptophyta; Magnoliopsida; Rosales; Rosaceae
Source: RefSeq, a predicted model, not a curated record
UGAUGGCAUUCUGGUGAAACAGGCUGAUCUUUCAAAGGUUGACCGACAGAAGACACCUUGGCUGCUCGUGCUCUUUCAUGUUCCCUGGUACAAUAGUAAUAAGGCUCAUCAAGGUGAAGGGGACAGCAUGAUGGCAGCAAUGGAGCCAUUGCUUUAUGCUGCCAGUGCGGAUAUAGUAUUUGCUGGUCAUGUUCAUGCUUAUGAACGAACGAAACGCGUGAACAAUGGAAAAUCAGAUACAUGCGGUGCUGUCCACAUAACCAUUGGUGAUGGCGGAAACAAAGAAGGCUUGGCUCACAAGUAUAAAAACCCACCACCCGAGUGGUCAGUUUUCCGGGAAGCAAGUUUUGGUCAUGGUGAGCUGAAUAUAGUGAAUUCAACCCAUGCCUUUUGGACCUGGCAUAGGAAUGAUGACGACGAGCCUGUUAGGUCCGAUCAGGUCUGGAUAACCUCGUUGGUUAGUUCAGGAUGUGUUGCUGAGAAGACACUUGAGUUAACGAAGAUACUUACGGAACCAUAGAGCUUGUAAUCACAU